Molecule: messenger RNA, 1482 nt
Organism: Lasiosphaeria miniovina
Lineage: Eukaryota; Fungi; Ascomycota; Sordariomycetes; Sordariales; Lasiosphaeriaceae
Product: kinase-like domain-containing protein
Exons: 3
Coding region: 1-1482 (493 amino acids)
Biological process (GO): protein phosphorylation
Molecular function (GO): protein kinase activity; ATP binding
Source: RefSeq, a predicted model, not a curated record
AUGUCAGCGCCCGUGCCUCUCCUUCGGCCGGCCAUUCCCGGCUCCCGUCCCGGCCGGGCGCCACGCUUGGGACUCGCCAUCCCUCCGUCUCCCAACGUCAAGCCUCUCGGAAACCCACCCGGGCCACCCCCGGGGCGCCCAGCCCUACCCACCCUAAAGCUGGCCACUCCGAUGGGCGGCUCGGGAGCCCCCCAUAACCCACAUCAACUUCAUCUCAUAACCCAGAACCAGAGCGCCAGCGGCGGCAGCGAAAGCAGUGCCGCUCACAGCAGGAGCGGCAGUUUCGGUCCCCUCGACGGCCGCGCCAGCAACCCAACUAGCGCCGCAUCGCAGUUUAGCGUUCUUUCCUUUGCCAGUCAGUAUGGAAUCGGAUCAAACAGACCCCAGGGGACGCCGGACCCCGUCUCCGCGGUCGGCUCGCUGUACUCGAAUGCGAGUGAGAGUGCCGUGGGCAUGGAACGCGAAGGCAGCCUGCACGGCCUAGAAAACUUUGACAAGCUUAGUCUGGAGAGGGCAAGGACAUUAGACGUCGAGGAUCUUGAUGACGACGGAUGGCGGAUCGCCAGUAUGGAGAGGAGAGUCGUUGAGCUUGGGAGUCUUGGUGAAGGCGCCGGUGGCGCCGUGACAAGGUGUAAGCUGGUCGGGGGUACAACAGUUUUCGCUCUAAAGGUUAUCACAACAAAUCCAGAUCCCGACGUCAAGAAGCAGAUUGUGCGUGAGCUCGGUUUUAACAAGAACUGCGCCUCGGAACACAUUUGCCGCUACUAUGGCGCCUUCGUCGAUCCGUCGACUUCAACCAUUUCCAUCGCCAUGGAAUUCUGCGAGGGCGGGUCACUGGAUAGCAUCUACAAGGAGGUGAAGCGGCUUGGCGGGCGUACAGGCGAGAAGGUGCUCGGCAAGAUUGCUGAAGGCGUCCUCCACGGCCUGACCUACCUGCACAGCAAGAAGAUCAUCCACCGUGAUAUCAAGCCCAGCAACAUUCUCCUCUGCCGCAAUGGCGAGGUCAAGCUCUGCGACUUUGGCGUCUCAGGCGACUUCGGCACAAAGGGCGAGGCCGAUACCUUCAUUGGUACUAGCUACUACAUGGCCCCCGAACGCAUUACCGGCAAGUCGUAUACCAUCACAUCCGAUGUCUGGUCCACAGGUGUUACCCUGCUUGAGGUUGCCCAGCAUCGCUUCCCCUUCCCCGCCGACGGGACUGAGAUGCAGCCGCGUGCCGGCCUCAUCGACCUCCUGACGUACAUCGUCCGCCAACCCAUCCCCAAGCUCAAGGACGAGCCCGAAGCAAACAUCUUUUGGAGUCAGAGCUUCAAGUACUUCAUUGAGUGCUGCUUGGAAAAGGAAUCCCACCGCAGAGCUAGCCCGUGGCGCAUGCUUGAGCAUCCUUGGAUGGUCGAAAUGCGGUCCAAGCGCGUCAACAUGGCCCGCUACCUGUCCCAGGUUUGGGGUUGGGAUACGCAAGAUGCCCCCCAGCAGGCGUAG